CAGAGCAUGUAACUUAAUGCCACCCGGCUGGCUCCCAAUUAUGGCAAGUUUUAAAGCUGAAAGGGAGACUUUGAUGCCAUCAGCUCCAAGCUCCUUGUUUUACAGCUGGGGAAACUGAGGCCCCAGGGGGUCAGGGAUUUAUCUAAGGACGUCUGCCAGGCAGAGCCAGUGGGGCAUAAAAGAAAGAACACUCGAUUCUUGACCUGGGUUCGAAUCCCACCUCUGCCUCUCACUAGCUGUGUGACCUUGGGCAAAACUCUUAACCUCUCUGGGCCUCAGCUUCCUCAGCUCUAACACGGCCAUAAUAAUGGCCACCAUCCCUUGGGGUUUGUGUGAGAUGAUGUACAUAGACGACUUCUCAACGUCCUAGCACACACAGUAGGUGCUCAAUAAAAUAGCGUUAUUUUGGUGAUUAUUACUAGUAACAUUUCACCCUGACCUUCUGGGGUCCAAAGCUCAUUACCAAGAUGGCCGGCUGGGGCUCAUAUCCCCAGUUGGGGCUCUGCUUGAGCCCUAGGGGCCUGAUGAGGUUCUCAUUCACCUGACAGAGCAACAGAGGGAGGCUGCGAGCAAAGCCUGGGAGCUGAAAACAAGGGUUCCAGCAGCAGCCGCCUGGUUGUCAGCCUCCUUGCCUUUUGGUCUCACUGCAGGUUGGGGCCCUGUGGAUGGGCACUUCCUCUGGCUGCCACCUCCCAGUGUCUCAAGGUGCCAGGAGGAGAAGCCAUGCUUUGGGGCAGUAUCGGAGGCAGCCUGGCCCUCAGGGCUGAAGGGGGGCUGUGCUGGCCUGGAUUUAGGGGGAUAAGGGCUAGAACAAUGGCUUCUCGGGGGGUACCCAGGAGCCCCUUCAGAGUCUAGGCUCCAGGCCCACGCGGUGAGCAGGACACGGGGCGCAUGCUGUGAGCUGGCUCCUGGCUUGGGGCAACCACCCCUGGCAGCCUUCUCAGACCACAUCCUGAGCGGCUCUGCUAAACACCCUCAGUGCCUGUGGCCUUCCAGAUAUGCUGUGUACACAGCUCGGGGAUUAUUUGCGUGAGUGGACUCAAGGCUGACUUCAGGAGAUUAAGCAAAUGGGGUGCUGGGCCUCCCAGACCAGUGGCAUAGAAGCAGGGGAGAAACUGUUUACAGGCUGCCUCCAGGGCCUGCAGCAGUGUUUACGAGGAGAGCCACAGGCUAUCGGCCCAAUGGCUUUGGAUGCAAGCUGAGUGGCCAGGAAGACACAUGGUGUCUGUGCAUUGGACCCAUUGUUGGGGGUCAGAGUGGCUUUUUGGCCUAGAAGAGAGGCGCCCAUCCCAAUGCUCUUGCUGUGGGGCUUUUGAGGCUGGGAGUGGCUGCUGGGUUUGCAAUCAGAUAGCGGGGCUGGGUUUGCAAGGAAGUGUCUACACCCUGCCCAGGCCCGGAACCCACUGCCGGGUGAGCCUCAACUCAGUCCUGGGGUGGACAGAGGCCUUGGGGACUUCGGCAAGGAGCUGAUAUUAUUCCAAGAGCAACGAGAAGCUGCCGAUGGGUUUUAAGCGGGAGUGCCGUGAGGUCAUGUGCAUUUUGAAAAGGUGUCCCUGGCUACUCGGUGGAAAAUGAAAUCGUAGUUGAAGCGAAAGGCCGGCUAGGGGCCCGUGGCAGCAUCCAGGUGUUUCCAGCUGUGCACGGGGGCUGAUUGGCGAGGGACUCACGUUCGAGAGCCUUGGAUGCCGUAACAGCCUGUGAGGAUGGAGAACGAGGAUUACAACCUCUCCCUCACCUACGGUGACGACUACCUCGAUGAUUUGGAGCCCAUCGUGGUUUUGGAGGAGUUCUCUCCGCUGGAAGGCAGGGUGGCCAGGAUCUUUCUGGUGGUGGUCUACAGCAUCGUCUGUUUCCUCGGCAUCCUGGGCAACGGCUUGGUGAUCGUCAUUGCCACCUUCAAGAUGAAGAAGACUGUGAACACCGUCUGGUUCCUCAACCUGGCCGUGGCGGAUUUCUUGUUCAACGUCUUCCUCCCGAUCCACAUCAUCUACGCCGCCAUGGACUACCACUGGGUUUUUGGGACGGCCAUGUGCAAGAUCAGCAACUUCCUGCUCAUCCACAACAUGUACACCAGCGUCUUCCUGCUCACCAUCAUCAGCUUCGACCGCUGCAUCUCUGUGCUCCUCCCCGUCUGGUCCCAGAACCACCGCAGCAUCCGGCUGGCGUACACGGCCUGCGUGGUGAUCUGGAUCCUGGCUUUCUUCUUGAGUUCCCCAUCCCUCGUCUUCCGGGACACAGCCCACCAGCACGGGAAAAUAUCCUGCUUCAACAACUUCAGCCUGUCAGCGGCCAGCUCUUCCCGGUUGCCCACUCACCACCCACUGAACCCUGUGGGGUUCAACCGGCACAUGGUGGUGACCAUCACUCGCUUCCUCUGCGGCUUUCUGGUCCCGGGCCUCAUCAUCACAGCCUGCUACUUCACCAUCGUCUGCAAGCUGCGGCGCAACCGCCUGGCCAAGACCAAGAAGCCCUUCAAGAUCGUCGUGACUAUCAUCAUCACGUUCUUCCUCUGCUGGUGCCCUUACCACACGCUCUACCUCCUGGAGCUCCACCACGCCGCCGUGCCUGGCUCCGUCUUCAGCCUGGGGUUGCCCCUGGCCACUGCCAUCGCCAUAGCCAACAGCUGCAUGAACCCCAUUCUGUAUGUCUUCAUGGGUCAGGACUUCAAGAAGUUCAAGGUGGCUGUCUUCUCCCGCCUGGUCAAUGCUCUGAGCGAGGACACAGGUCACUCCUCCUUUCACAGUCACAGGAGCUUUACCAAGAUGUCCUCGAUAAACGAGAGGUCCUCCGUGAAUGAGAGGGAGACCAACAUGCUUUGAGCCUCACUUGGGAAACCUCCAAUGGACGCUCCCAUCCUUGGAGGCCCCGGCCCAAAGCUAUGCCUUCUCAGGACCACGAAGGACCCUCUUCAGCACCUAGCAGUGUCCACUGUAUUUUGCUUGGGGGCGAAUGGUGUUUUGAGCUGGGACUGCAGCGCUUGGAAUCCCCUUCUUCCAGUGGCUUGGUGGACAGAGCGUGCCACGUGGCUCAGCCUCGGCUGAGCAUCCCAUGCUUCUUGGGAGACCAGCUUUGACUGAUGCAAAGUAAAAAAGGGAGCAUUCCCAGAAGCACUGCCAUGAACUGGGAUUGGCAAAGAUAGCAGGAUUAAGCUCUCUACCGUGUGCUUUCCAGGAAUGACACAGACACUCUCCAAGGUCCACUCAUGGUGGAGCCGAGGAGGUCAGAGCAAACCCAGUGUGAUGUAGAUCGCACCUCUCCCUCUGUACCUAUCUCAAUAGUCAGGUAUCCUGCCACCCAAGCCACUCCUCUGGGUUAGGGCGUGUGGACUGCACAGGUUACCUGGGACAGGAAGGUGACCUGUGAGCCCGUGACCUCCGAGGACCACGGGUUUAGCUUUCAGAGGAGCUCGGAAGGCAGAGAACACAUCCUAAGGGGCCGUGUGGGCUCUUUGUGAGGACGAGACAAGCCGGGCUGCAUGAGGACUUGGGGUCUAAAGGAAGGAAUGGAGAAAGAGAAGGAAAGAACAUUCGAGGGUGCAGUGUGAAGCAGCGCACCCGGAGCACGGUGCUUCGGCCGGAGCUGCUUGGGGGGGUAAAGGGGGCCCAGCCCCUUGCCCCAGGCCCUGCUCUCACUUUGCAUUUGUUACUUGGGGGCUGGGUCAUGGCGGGCACCUUCACGAGCAGCCCCCGCUCCAUCACAGGGACUCCCCCCUCCUCCCCAUUCCACUGGCUCUGGCUGAAGUGCUCCGAAUAAAACACUCCAGCCUUGCUGAAGAUGAGCCCCAAAUCAGCUUCAGGGAGCCACCUGGGAGCACCUCAAGGGCUGGAGAAUGUCUGAGUGCUCAGUCACUGAACUUGAAGCAGAAUCUGGAGCCUGACCCCUUGAACUGUGCUCCUGAGAUGCUGGCUGCGGGGUGCCACAGGCACAGAGCCCCCCCACCCCAUGUGCACCCAUGUCCCUUUUCUCAUCCAGGACAGACACCUUCUUGUGCUACAGAGCGUCAUUGUCCCCUUUACCAACAACGAAGCUGAGGCUCAGAGGAGGGAAGUAACUUGCCCAACGUCACACAGCUAGCCAGAGGCAGACUUAAGAUCUGAACCCAUCUCUGUCUGGCCCCAGAAACUCUCUUCUUUUAUGGAGACUGUAUCUAUUGAGAAUGUUCCGGGCUGUAACGAUAGCCUACAUUAUUUAGAACUUCCUAUAUUAAGCACGUUACAUGUGUUAUCUCAUUUAUUCCUCACUGCAACCCUGAGUUAGGUACAAUUAUGACUUCCUUUUUACAUGGGAGGUAUCUGGGGCUCAGAGAGAUUAAGUAACUUGCCUGAGGGUGCCCAGCUGGUCUCUGCAAGAGCCUGGAUUUGAAGCUAGGCCUGUCUGGCUCAAAUAAAGCUGCGGACUUGG
Equus caballus (horse) is the source of this 4401-nucleotide messenger RNA. RefSeq names its product chemerin chemokine-like receptor 1 (gene CMKLR1). Gene Ontology annotation, biological process: phospholipase C-activating G protein-coupled receptor signaling pathway; complement receptor mediated signaling pathway; positive regulation of cytosolic calcium ion concentration. Gene Ontology annotation, cellular component: plasma membrane. Lineage: Eukaryota; Metazoa; Chordata; Mammalia; Perissodactyla; Equidae. The record is from RefSeq and is a predicted model, not a curated record. Gene Ontology annotation, molecular function: complement receptor activity; G protein-coupled receptor activity.